AUGGGUGGGAAAAGUUCGAAACCAGUGGUAAGCAGUGAACCUAAGAAGAUCACCCUUGACAUUGCCAUCACAGGAAUGACAGGGACUGGCAAAUCAUCCCUUGUCAAUGCCCUGCGGGGCCUGUCAGAUUUUGAUGAGGAGGCAGCCGAAAUUGGUGUGACACAAACGACAAUGGAGCCAGUGGGUUAUCCACACCCUGCCUUUCCAGACGUAACAAUAUGGGACCUUCCAGGAAUUGGGACACCUCAUUUUAAAGCUGAGGAAUACCUAGAAAUGAUAAAUUUCAACCAAUAUGAUUUCUUCAUAAUCGUCGCUUCUAGUCGCUUUACUGUCUAUGACAUCCAGCUGUCCCAUGCAAUUCAGAAAAUGAAGAAGCGGUUCUACUACGUGCGCUCCAGAAUGGACAACAGUAUUAACUGUGAAAAACUGAAUCCAGACUUCAACGAGGAAGAAACCCUUCAACGAGUCAGGAAAGAUUGCCUUGAUAAUUUGGUGGAAGCUGCUGGUAUUUCUUCUCCACAGAUUUUCCUCAUCUCCAGUUGGUACUGGGAUAAGUACGAUUUCCCUCUCCUGCAAAGGACCUUUGAGAAUGAAAUCGAGGCUCUGAGGAGACGUGUCUUAAGACCAGCUGUGCCGCCAGACUCCGAAAAUAAGAGAGAUGACAAAUCAACCAAACCAUCCAAAGGAAGUGGAAUCCGUUCCAAGCUCAUUGAAAAGUUCUUAAAAAUUGACCUUGCAAAGCUGAGGGAUGCUGUGAGGCAAAGAAAUUUCGAAGAGGUGACAGAGGAAAUGCGUCAAGAAUUGGAUGCGUUACAAAACGUCAAGCUUGACAUUGCCAUCACAGGAGUGUCAGGUGCUGGUAAAUCAUCCCUUGUCAACGCCCUGCAGGGCAUGUCCGAUUAUGAAGAAGGUGCAGCAAAGGUUGGGGUAACGCAAACGACCAUGGAGUGUCACGCCUAUCCACAUCCUUUGUUUCCAAAUGUAACCAUAUGGGAUCUACCAGGGAUUGGGACACCUGAAUUUAGACCAGAGGAUUAUCUAAAGAAGGUCAACUUUAGCCAGUAUGAUUUCUUCAUGAUUGUUGCCUCAGAACGUUUCACUGAGAAUGAUGUCCUCCUGGCCCAUGAAAUUAAGAAAAUGAAGAAGAAAUUCUAUUUUGUGCGCUCCCAAAUGGAUGUCAGUAUAACCGCUGAAAUGAGGGACCCAAAGUUCAAUAUGGACAGAUCCCUUCAGAAGAUACGAAAAUACUGCUGUGAUAACUUGACAGAGGUAGGAGAAUCUAAUCCAAGCGUUUUCCUCAUCUCUAGGCGAAAUUUGAAUAUGUAUGAUUUCCCAAAUCUGCAACAGGCCAUGGAAAAUGACCUGGAUGACUUCAAGAGACAUGCUUUAAUCCUGGCUCUGCCAGUUUUCUCAAGAGAAAUUCUAAACAAGAAAAAGGCUGCCAUGGAGGCUUUUAUUUUGAUAGCUGCCAUUGUAUCCUGUGUUUUUGGAGUGAUUCCUGUCCCAGGACUCUCUUUGGCCUGUGAUCUUGGCAUCUUGGUAGGAGCACUGCUCCUUUUCUACAAAGUCUUUGGCUUGGAUGAAGCGUCCCUUCGCCGAGUUGCGAAAGCGGUUGGCAAAGAUUACCAAGUGCUGAAAUCUGCUAUCAAAAAGUGCCCAAUGUCCAGUGAGAUUACACCCAAAUUUGUAGCUGGUCGCUUGGCCCAGGCAGUGAUUUGGGCAACUCUGACAGGAAUAGAACUGGCCUUGGAUUGUGUACCCAUACUGGGCUCUCUGUUUGGGGGCGUUAGUUCAUUCAUCACCACGUUCUUCAUGCUUAGCAGCUUCCUGAAGGACAUUGUGGAAGAUGCAGAAAACGUUCGGGCAAAAGCCACUGAGCCUUGA
Messenger RNA from Euleptes europaea (tarantolino), 1884 nucleotides. Its product is annotated as interferon-inducible GTPase 5-like. The coding region runs from base 1 to 1884 and encodes 627 amino acids. The transcript is spliced from 2 exons. Gene Ontology annotation, cellular component: membrane. NCBI's taxonomy places the organism in Eukaryota, Metazoa, Chordata, Lepidosauria, Squamata, Sphaerodactylidae. Gene Ontology annotation, molecular function: GTPase activity; GTP binding. The record is from RefSeq and is a predicted model, not a curated record.